Molecule: messenger RNA, 2146 nt
Organism: Lolium perenne
Lineage: Eukaryota; Viridiplantae; Streptophyta; Magnoliopsida; Poales; Poaceae
Molecular function (GO): protein binding
Source: RefSeq, a predicted model, not a curated record
CAGGUAAACUGGUAAAGGGUUUGCUCACCCAAAUUUCAGUUCCCCAACCUUUCCGACGCAGCGGCGCGCGAGCGUCCCGGCGAUCGUGAGCGGUCGACGGCUUGCUUCCGGCCCCGACCCGCUCCUCCCUAGGUCAACAAUGCCGCUCGCCGCCACUCAAGAGGGAGAGGCGUCGGGGUCCAGAGCCCCUAAGCCCCGACGCGGCCGCAGCUCCACCGGCGCCGCCGCUCAAGAGGGAGUGGCGUCGGGGUCCAGAGCCUCUGCGCCCCGCCGUGGCCGCAGCUCCACCGGCGCCGCCAUGCCCACGACGACGGCUCGGUCCAUGGCGCUUGUGCGUACGCGGCCCCAAUCCUCGGGCUCCCAAUCGCCACAAAGAAGGAAUAGGAAGGGGAGGGCGGCUGGGAACCAGAGAUCGAACAAACGCAAGAGGACCAGGGAGGAGAAGGAGGAGGAUGAGGAAAGGGAGGAGGAGGAGGAGGAGAAUGAUGAGGAAAGGGAGGAGGAGGAGGUCUCGUCAGCAGGAAGCUCCCCCCUUCGCGAGCUCCACGUACCGGAUGAGAUGUAUGAUCUUGACGAAAGUGUAUGGGAAACAAUUAAGAAAGCGCGAGGCGAUAUCAAGGCAAAGCUAGCUCGCCGCAGGGCAUGGCCCACGCUUAAUACACUCAUGAUUAGAGGUUUCAAGUGCGUGCUUGAUGAUCCAAAUUUGGUUCCUGACCGUGAACCUGCAAGAAAGGCGGUGCUUUAUGCUGCUCAAUCUGUGGUUGGACUUACAUCCACUGUUGAUGGUAAGCCGCUAGCACGAUGCUGUGGUUUCUGGGUUCAUUGGGAUGAGAAGAAUAAGAUUGGCACGGUUUUGACAACAUCACGUCUAAUUUGCACCAAGUCAUCGUCCAUGAACGCCUGGUUAGGACAAGAAAAGUAUGAUAUUGAUGCUGAGGUUCUUGUUCACCUGCGGGGUAACACCACCGAAAAGGCCCACCUGCAGUAUCUUCAGAAGCACUAUGAUUUGGCCUUUUUCAGUGUUAAAGUAGAUCAGCCUGUCCAUAUACUGCUUUACAAUGAUGGUGUGAAACACGCUGACAAAGUUUUUGAGCUUGGAAGAGAUGAGAGUUCGUUUCUACGGAUAAGCCAUGGUGUGGUGAAAAACUCGAAACCAAACUUGCUUCAAAGAUAUCACUAUAUGCAUGUAGAUGGUGCAGACCUACAUGCUAAGUAUGGCAAGGGAGGGCCACUCAUUGACUUUGAUGGAAAAAUUGUGGGAAUGGUCAAUGGCAACACGAGAGGGUCAUUUAUGCCAUCUUCCAUUUUAGUCAAGUGCUUGCAGCUAUGGAGGAAAUUUCAGUGCAUCCCUCGGCCUCACCUUGGAAUGAAGUUUUGGUCAAUCAAGUUUGUAGACAUUGCCCUUGCUGAGAAUAUAUUGUACAUGUGCAAUAUUGAUGAUGGCCUAAUUGUUAAAGAGGUGUCAGAAGGCUCUCUCGCUGAAAAACUUGGAAUACGAGACGGUGAUGUCAUCAGAUGUGUUAAUGGAAAACACAUCUCUACUACAGUUGAGUUAGAGAAUUUGUUGCUGGGCAUAUGCGAGGAUGAGAGUGGCAACCUUAAUUCUAAAGUGAAUGUUGAGCUUUGGGUAUUUCACAUACGCAAGUCUCUCUGGAGAAACAGAACAUUAACUGUAAAUGUGUCUGAUGAAGGUGAAGUUGUUGCCAAAGGAGCUCGUUAUCCUUUUGGAUCACCAAGUGGGCCCACUGAAACACCAGGAUCGAUGCAGACUUGAGGGCUUGAGGGAGACACCAUGGUCGAUACCGAAUCGCUUCGUCACAUGCUAAUGAUGAAUUUAGGGAGUUCAGGGCAGACAUGGUUUUGGUGAAGGACGAGUGUGAAACCUCCAAGUUUCUGCUAAAUGUCGUAUUCCUUUUGCAUGAAUAUGGCAACUUGUCAUGUGAGCUCCCCGUGACUCUGCACAUUUCCAGAUGUUGGUUGAGAUCUGACACUUGAUGAUAGACGAAUCCGCGAAGCAUGAGAGACAAGGCAGCGAUUGUUUAUACACUUUAUUGUCGCAUUUUUCUUGGGGCAUCAAAGGAAAACUCAGAAAAGAGCUUUAGGCUACGGAAAAUGCAUGAGUAAACUCCGGUGCUUUUCCACCCUA